Messenger RNA from Podospora pseudopauciseta, 489 nucleotides. RefSeq lists its product as uncharacterized. NCBI's taxonomy places the organism in Eukaryota, Fungi, Ascomycota, Sordariomycetes, Sordariales, Podosporaceae. Bases 1 to 489 code for a protein of 162 amino acids. Gene Ontology annotation, molecular function: methyltransferase activity. The transcript has 2 exons. The record is from RefSeq and is a predicted model, not a curated record.
AUGACGUCCAACGCUCGACUUGCCCAGCUUUCACACACCAACCUGGAAAAGACCAAGAUCGUAACGGACCAUUUAGCCUCCCACAAUCUCACAGCACCAUCGUGGGACGUUGACGGCGCAGUCGACUUUCCCAUCCCAGAGUCCGCCAGCGAGGCAUACACGGCAAGGGUAGACCUAAUCGCAACCACCAAGGAGCUCCACGACCUCACCCUCGGCCCCAAGCAGGGCCUUUCAUGGCUGUCAUGGGAUAUAAGCCCAAUCUGGGAAUUCCGCGUCCCCGAAUUUGUCCCCCUCACCGGCUCCAUCUCCUUCGAAGACCUAACCGCCAAAGUCGUUGCCGCCAACGGCUUCAAAAUCGGCGUCAUGAACCUCCGGCGCUUGAUCCGCCACGCGAUGCUAAACCACAUCUCCAUAGAGCCGAGAAAAGGUUUCGUCGCUCACACGAGCGUGUCGAGGAUGUUGCUAGAGGAUGAACCGAUGGCUAACUAG